This is a messenger RNA of Serinus canaria (Common canary), 3058 nucleotides long. It is a transcript of the gene USP22, whose product is annotated as ubiquitin specific peptidase 22. Gene Ontology annotation, biological process: protein deubiquitination. The transcript is spliced from 14 exons. NCBI's taxonomy places the organism in Eukaryota, Metazoa, Chordata, Aves, Passeriformes, Fringillidae. Bases 618 to 2195 code for a protein of 525 amino acids. The record is from RefSeq and is a predicted model, not a curated record. Gene Ontology annotation, molecular function: cysteine-type deubiquitinase activity; zinc ion binding.
GGCUGGGUUGAGUGAGCGGCUCGGACCAUUGCUCGCGGCGGGCGGGGGGGGCGCGGGCGAGGCGGAGGAGGAAGGAGCCGGCGAAGGAGGCGGGGGGGCGGUUUAAAGGGACAAGAGCCGUGCAGGCGCCGGCGGGGGAAGCCGGAGCGGCGGCGGGCGGGGACUCGCCCCCUUCCCCACACACGCCCGCUCGCACUGCGGCCGGGGUCGCCGCCGCCAGCGCCCCCAUCCCCUCCCUUCCCCUCCGCCCGCCGCUUCCACAGCGGCCUCUAUGAGGUAGAAGGGAGCGGCGGCCACUCCGGGGGCGGCAGCGGCCGCUACAGCCGCCGCCUCCUCCUUCUCCUCGCCUCAGAGCGCCCCAUCUUUGUGUGUGCGGGAGAAGGGCGGGAGGGAGUGCGCGCUGCCCGCCCGCCGCGCUUUGUUCGGAGCCGGGGGGCCGUGGCGGAGCCCCGGCUCUAUGUGCCAGCGGCUCCCCGGCGGCGGCGGCGUGAGGGGCCGGAGCCCCUGAGGGCGGGGGAGCCCCGGCCCGUGUCGGUGCUGCGGGGCGGGGGAAGGGGCCGGCUCGCUGCCCGCCGGCCCGGCCCGUGUGCGGGCGGAUUGAUGUGGGGGGGUCUGACAUGAGUCCGCCGGCGGCCGGGUGCUGCCAUGUGACCGGCUUCAAGGUGGAGAACUGGAAGCAGAACCUGCGGGCGAUUUACCAGUGCUUCGUGUGGAGCGGCUCGGCCGAGACCAGGAAGCGCAAGGCAAAGUCGUGCAUUUGUCAUAUGUGUGGUGCCCACCUGAACAGACUCCACUCUUGCCUCUACUGUGUCUUCUUUGGCUGUUUUACAAAGAAACAUAUUCACGAGCACGCGAAGACAAAGCGACACAAUUUAGCCAUAGACCUUUUGUAUGGGGGUAUAUACUGCUUUAUGUGUCAAGAUUACAUAUACGACAAAGACAUGGAACAAAUUGCCAAAGAAGAACAACGAAAAGCUUGGAAAUUACAAGCCUUCACCCCAACAGUGGUUUCUCACUACCAGUGUACAAUGACAGGCAUUGGAGAGAAGUAUUCAACAUGGGAGCCGACCAAGAGAGAGUUAGAAUUGCUACGACACAACCCCAAGCGAAGAAAAAUAACCACAAACUGCACCAUAGGUCUACGAGGGCUAAUCAAUCUUGGGAACACAUGUUUUAUGAACUGUAUUGUCCAGGCACUUACCCACACUCCACUGCUGCGAGAUUUCUUCCUCUCCGACAGGCACAAAUGUGAAAUGCAAAGCCCCAGCUCAUGUCUGGUCUGUGAAAUGUCUACGCUCUUUCAGGAGUUUUACUCUGGGCACCGAUCUCCUCACAUUCCAUAUAGGUUAUUGCACCUGGUAUGGACUCACGCACGGCAUUUAGCAGGGUACGAGCAACAAGAUGCACACGAGUUCCUCAUUGCUGCAUUAGAUGUGCUACACAGACACUGCAAAGGUGAUGAUAAUGGGAAGAAGGCCAACAACCCCAACCACUGUAACUGCAUCAUAGACCAAAUCUUCACAGGCGGACUGCAGUCGGAUGUUACCUGUCAAGUCUGCCAUGGCGUUUCCACGACGAUAGACCCGUUCUGGGACAUCAGUUUGGAUCUGCCAGGCUCCUCCACCCCCUUCUGGCCGCUGAGUCCGGGCAGCGAUGGCAGCGUGGUCAACGGGGAGAGCCACGUGUCGGGCACCACCACCCUCACAGACUGCUUGAGAAGGUUUACAAGGCCAGAACAUCUAGGAAGCAGUGCCAAAAUCAAAUGUAGUGGUUGCCAUAGCUACCAAGAAUCUACCAAACAACUCACUAUGAAGAAAUUACCCAUUGUGGCCUGUUUUCAUCUCAAACGGUUUGAACACUCAGCCAAACUGAGGCGGAAGAUCACUACGUAUGUCUCGUUUCCACUGGAGCUGGACAUGACACCUUUCAUGGCUUCCAGUAAAGAGAGCAGAAUGAACGGGCAGUACCAGCAGCCGACGGAUAGUCUAAACAAUGAUAAUAAGUAUUCCUUGUUUGCAGUAGUUAAUCACCAGGGAACCUUGGAGAGUGGGCACUAUACCAGCUUCAUCCGGCAGCACAAGGACCAGUGGUUCAAGUGUGAUGAUGCCAUUAUCACCAAGGCAAGCAUUAAGGAUGUGCUAGACAGUGAAGGAUAUUUGCUGUUCUAUCACAAACAGUUCCUGGAGUAUGAAUAGCCUUAUCCAGCAGCUUGUCAGAUGUAAACAAGGAAGAAACAACUCAAGCCUUCUGAAUCGACACACAAACCUACCUGAAAUGAAAAGACCCAUUACAAACCAACUCGCACUGAGCUGUAACAGGACCUACUUGACACUGACUCACAGCCUGGAGAGUGAGAAAUGAACAAUGUCCACCGUGUGUGCAGUCCCACGAGGACAGAAAGGGGGAAAAGAGGCUGCAGUCAGUCACUUAACAGAGGAAAUAUAAAAUGAAAGGAAUGCUCUGGGUGGGGGAAAUGGGAGCAGAGGAGUCCGGGCACUGGUACAUCUCCUGUGUUCCUCCAAAAAUGUGUGUGGGAAGGCAAAGGAUUCUACCCUCAUCUCCAUAAAGCAUCUUCUCCAUUUGGUGCUUCAGCUCCAACGACCAAUCAUAUAACAGUUAAAAUUAAAAAUCCAAACCCAUUUUUUUAUGCAUAUGGGUCUGAAAGCAGUAGAGUGGAGGAGGAGGGGAUGAGACAACUAAAGGACUUUGCAAGUAUCUUUUUAUUUGUGAAUUUUAGUUAUUAAAUAAAUACAGUAUGAAACUAUUAGGCUCUUUUUUUUCCAACAACCAUAAAAGAAAUCCUGGAUUGUGGGACUGAAGCUGCAGUACUCAGACAGGUUUUCAAGCAUGCCUGCUUGCACAGGUAAUGUUCAAUGCCAUCGGACUGCUCAUCCAAAAGCAUCAGCACAGAUUCUGUUGUUUGAGCCCUUUUUUGUUUUGUUUUCUAUAAAUAGCUAUUUUCUUAAUUUUUUUCCUUUUAUUCCCUUUUUUCACGAGAAUGAAAUUCAUAAAUGCAACCAUCAGUAAAAAUGAAUGAAUUGGUGUGUUUAUACUGUAA